This is a messenger RNA of Sphaeramia orbicularis (orbiculate cardinalfish), 6560 nucleotides long. RefSeq names its product tripartite motif containing 16 (gene trim16). The record is from RefSeq and is a predicted model, not a curated record. Lineage: Eukaryota; Metazoa; Chordata; Actinopteri; Kurtiformes; Apogonidae. Gene Ontology annotation, molecular function: zinc ion binding; protein binding. The coding region runs from base 130 to 2013 and encodes 627 amino acids. The transcript is spliced from 7 exons.
UGUCAGAGCCUCCUGUGCAGAUCCAGGAACAGCAGCCAGACCAGUUCUGUUUAGACCAGUUCUGUCUAGACCAGUUCUAUUCAGACCAGUUCUAUUUAAACCUGCUGGCAAAGUGUAAGAGCAGCUGACAUGGCAGAUCCAGAUCAGACCUACACCCAGAACCACACCUGUCCAGAAUCUGAGCGGAACAGGGACCAGAGUUCACGUGAGACCCCCCAGAGUCCACCUGAGACCAUCCAGAGUCCAACCGAGACCCCCCAGAGUCCACCUGAGACCCUUCAGAGUCUAGACCCACAGAGUCCACCUGAGACCCUCCAGAGUCCAGACCCACAAAGUCCACCUGAGACCCUCCAGAGUCCUGCUAAAGUUCCACAGACCAGCACCGAAACUAAAACCAAAGAGGAUAGUGAAGACCCCAAGACCACGGAGGAGACCCAGAUCCCGGAGUAUCUGAAGGAGUACGAAGACCCCGACAAGCCUGAGGAGGAGGAGCCUCUGGGGCCCGACGACGUGGUCUGCGACUCCUGCAUGGAGACCCCCCGCCGGGCCGUCAAGUCCUGCCUCACCUGCCUGGUGUCGUACUGCCAGCCCCACCUCCGGCCGCACCUGGAGAACCCCAAGUUCCAGAACCACCGCCUGCUGGAGCCACUGAGGGACAUUGAGAGGCGGACCUGCGAGACCCACAAGAGGCCCCUGGAGCUGUUCUGCCAGGCCGACAGCCACUGCGUCUGCCAGGACUGUGUGUCUGAAGACCACCGAGGACACAAGACCGUCCCUGUGGAGGAGGCCCGGCACCGCAUCCAGAAGGAACUGAUGGACAAACAGACGGAGAUGAAAAAGACGGUGGCAGCGGCGGAGAACGCCAUCAACAAACUACAGGUCAACACUGUCUGCAUAGAGAACUCUGUGUCGGAGGUUCGCUCCGUCAUCUCCUCCUCCUUUGAUCGGCUCCAGGCGUCGGUGGAAAAAGCCAAGAAGGAGGUGACGGAGAUCCUGGAGGGGGAGGAGCAGCAGGCACUGAAGCAGGCCCAGGGGAUCCGGGUCCACCUGGAGCACAGGUGUACGGACCUGAAGAAGACCCAGGCCCAGGUGGACCGGAUCACCAGGAACCACAACCAUGUGGACUUCCUGCAGGAAUACUCGGAGUGGAGGAAGGAGGCGGCUGAUGUUUCCCUCCCCGGCGUCUCCAUCGGUUUGACCGACAGCCUGGCCUCCUUCAGCCGGGUCAUCGUCGACUCCACUGAUGAGCUGUGCCGAGCGCUGGUUUCCUCCUAUGCACAGAAACUCAAACAGACGUGUUCCAACGAUAAAAUGGGAAUAAAGACUACUGUCCAGGCCAUCGUGGCAGCAAAACACAACAUGUCUCUACCGGAUCCAGUGACGCAUGAUGACUUUCUCAAAUACUCCGCCCUCGUCAGCUUCGACGGCCAGACGGCACAUAAGUUCCUGCGUCUAACGGAGGACAACCAGAAGGUGACCAACACCACGCCGUGGCAGCAUCCCUACGCAGAUGUCCCGGAGCGUUUCGAGCACUGGCGGCAGGUCCUGGCAUCAGAGAGCUUCUACCUGGGACGCCAUUAUUUCGAGGCAGACAUCAGCGGUGAGGGCACGCAUGUGGGUGUGACCUACAAGAGCAUCGACCGCAAAGGCAGCGAGAGCAACUGCUGCAUCACAGGAAACAAUUUCUCAUGGUGUCUGCAGUGGAAUGGACGCACCUUCUCGGCAUGGCACGGCGACGUGGAGACGCCGCUCAGUGUGCAGAAGUUCACGCGCAUCGGCAUCUACGUGGAUUACACUCGAGGGCUGCUGGCCUUCUACGGUAUUGGUGAUGGCGUGACACUCAUCCACCGCUACGAGGCCGAGUUCCUGGAGCCACUGUACCCGGCUUUCUGGCUCUCCAAGAAGGAGAACGUGGUGGCCCUGGUGGUACCCGGAGAGCCUCUACGCCUCAAAAGCCCCUCCCCUCCGACCUCCCCGGCCAACGGAGCGCUGGUGUCCAAAGUGGCGGCGUGAGGUGACAGUUGUUAGAUAUCAGUCGUGUUUACAGGAGAAGCAGGUGAUGGUUUGGCUUUUUGGUUUAGUCAAACCAAACCAUGUGAUAAAGAUGUCUCUACCACGACAACGUAGAAUUCCAAACCAUGAUAUGAGUCCCAAAAUGUAGUCGAGUUCCAACUGAACUGCAGAAUCUGGACCAGCCCAUUAAAUCCCCAAAUAUCCUUGUAUGUAGAUGAUAUUCUAUUAUAUAGAUGCAAACCACAAAUAUAUCAAGACCUGAGGAAAAAAUUCAGAUUUAAUUUCACAUCAUUAUUUCUUCAGCAAUGGUCUAGACCAAAAAAACAUCAAGAAUCACUACACAUGGACUGGAAGAAAUCCAAUCCUGUAAAAUACGGACAGGACAUUUCAAAUGGAUACAUAAUAUAAUGAUCAAUCCCAUCCAAGGUCAUCCCAUCUCCUAGAUGUAAUGAAUCACAACAUAAGACCAGUGUUUAAAACCUGGUAUUAACAUGUGACCAGUGUCCGUUGGCUCCUACAUCAAUAAUUCAGUCUGGACUUUGUUUUGACACUUGGUGUUUUUGAUGCAUUCUCAGAUCUUUAUCUUCCAGAACAAAACCUGGACCUGAGUCCUUCAACAUGGUGGAGAAUCAUGGUAUGAUGAUGUAGAAACUUAAAACGUCCGUAAGCAAAGUCAAUUUAGUUGAAUUUCAUGUACACUCACAGUCAAUGAAAACUUUGAGACCAUAUUUUUCGACAUAAUUUUUAUUUUGAAAUCCUAAACUGGAAUUUUUUUAUAUAACUCAUUUGUUUAGGAUACUGGCAUACAGAAACACAAAUCUAAAGUUUCAAGAAUAAUUUCAAAACAAAAAACUUUACAAAAGUAAAUGGCACCUGCCAAACACAAAUUCACAACAGUCAAUACUGGGUAUGGCCUCCGUUUGGUUCGAUGCAGGCGGUCUAUGGUCAUCAGAGCCUGUGGUGUUGUGGUCCUGGUCCUGGACUAUGCGGUCUGUGGUCAACAGAGCCUGUGGUGUUGUGGUGUUCCACCAGGUUUGGGAACAGCCCAUCCAUAGGCCUGGACUCAAAGCGGCCUCCACCAUACCCAGGUCCAACCCGCAGACAUUGUUCAGGUGAUAGACGUGCCAUGAUGCCGUUGACUGGACUAACAAUGGUGGCCUUUUCUGGGCCUUUAUAUAGGCCUUCAAAACCAAUCCUCAGAUUGUGCACAUACAUCAUAGAGACCAACCCAUGUGCAAUGAACCAUGACAACUCAUCAUUAUCUGAACUACCCCAGCACUAAGUCAUCAAUAAAUCCACAAUGAAUAAUUACAACCCCCUACAAGUAAAAAUAUGCAGACAUUUAGACCUCAAAGUUUCUAUUGACUGUCAGUAUAUAUGAUGUGGACAUCAGCAGUAUAUUGGGUGUCCCAAACAACACAUGUACUAGUUUUCAACACCAGUCCAUAGGCGGCUUUUCUAAAAUGCAGGGCAUAUAUAUAAUCAACAGUAAGAAAGAAAACAAACUAAAUACAUGAUCAGAACAAUAAAAAUAGUAAUAAUAAAAAUUGUACUAAUAUUCUGUGUCUAUACGUGUAAGCACUGUUGGUUUGUUUUUAGCCAUGCUCUGUUCAAAGCAUUUGCAUCAGUCUGGGGUUAGGGUUAGGGUUAGGUUAACCCUAACCCCAGUCAGGUGAGUGGGUCUAGACUUCCAUGAAUUCACUCCUUUUACUGAAUAGGCAGACUAUCCAAAUCAUGUUCUGUACCUGGGAAUAAAUCAGUCCCUGUUGGAGGAGGCUGGUGGAUUGACUUGGCUUGAGCUCUGCCUUUUUACCAGUGCAGAAAACGGGGUUGGGACAUAAUGGUGUAAACAUUGAAAAUCCAGUUUGAUGUUACAGUAAAAUAUGAAGUUUUGUAAUGCAAGGUUGUGUUUUGUCAGGAUGCCACAGUGGUGCCAUCUCAUUGGUUUCUUAUCCAUCGUUUCUAUUUCCUGUUUGUAUAUUGUUAUUCCAGGUUUGAGAGUGACUUGGGAAGCUUGUGACCAUGAAGCGACACAAUUAGACAAAUGAGAGAGAAUCAUAGUGUGCUUUACAUGACAGGUCUCUGCUGAUUAAACAAAAACAGUUGAAGUUUGAGUUAACCUUCUUGCAGAUGAACUGUACUUGUUUAUCAAAUUUUAAGUUCUUAUCUAGUAUGAGUCCCAAAUAUUGGACCUAGUUCACCACAGUCAUUAUUUCAUUGUUAAUCUUUACCUCAAACAGAUGGUUCACAGGCUUAUUACAAAUAGAAAUGCACUUAGAAACUGUAUUCUUGACAUUCAGGGUUACAUGAGACAACUUCAGCUAAAUAGUGACAUUCUGAAGCCAUUGGGUCAGGUGGUCAGCUGCUUCGCUAGCUGUUUUGGCAGAUGCAUAGAUGACAGUAUCAUCAGCGUACAUCUGGCAGCUGCCACCUGGACAACUUAGCGACAGGUCAUUGAUAUACAUGGUGAACAACAAUGGUCCAAGUACAGACUCCUUUGGUACUCCCAUGCUGUUAGUGAGAAGUUGGGAUUUCUCCUCAUUUAUUUUGACACAUAGCUGUCUUUCCUCCAGAUAUGAUUUAAACCACCGAAUGGCAUCUGUAGACAGUGUACAACAUUUGAACUGUAGUGGACAGUGUGAAAAGCCUUUUGGAGGUCCAAGGACAUUGUCCCCACGACAUGUGCCUUGACCAACAGACCCUAACCCUAACCCUAAGAUAUCAGUUAGCCAUUUCUGUGGAAUAUUUAGGCCUAAAUCCAAACUGCUGUGGGUGGCUGGUCUCCAAGCAGGCCCGGUCCUGUAGAUGUGGGGUAUCUAAGGAAGACAAGACCCCCCCGUACCAUUCAUCCAUAAACACAACAUAAUUUUACUCAGAAUUAUGACACUAAUUCAUGUCAAAAGCUCAUCGUCUGUACAUACCAAUGUGUUCUAUUUGAACUCAGUGACAGUAAAACAAUAAAGGCUAUAAUAAAUGUGGACUGCCUUUGGUGCAGGAGGCUGGGCUUUGUGUCGUGGUCAGGGUCUUCCCAGUUUCUGAUGCACUCACCACCUGUUAGAAUGGCCAGAAGGGGCUAACCCUAACCCUGGGCACAUCGAAGACGACCCAGUAAGCCUUAAGGUUUUCAGUCAGGGUUCCAAAUGACUUGUGCAUGAUUUACAGUUGAAAGAGUUUGAGCACACUUUGUUUUUAGUUUGCACAAAGACGGGAGGCUGUUUUGUCCCUCAUUUGUUUCCGUGUUUUGUUUACAUUUGCCUACUGUCCCACGCUUGUCCUCGUGGUUACCGUCUGUCAUUGCCAGCUUGAGUGCACAACCAUGAGCCUCAGGACUCACCCCAGUGUCAGCGACAACAUCCUUGGAGUGUUCCGGUUUGUGUUCGAUGACAAAGUGCAGAGCUCACCACCCAUCCUCCAGAAGAGAACACUGGUUGUUGUGUUAGCCUUGCUCGCUCCAUGGCACAUGUAGAUUCUUACUGUCUGGUGAGUUGAAUCUAGUGACAAUGGUUGAGUGAGUUUGUUCAUGUGUCUGUACCUCCUUCGUCCCAUCCUGCUGAUGGGAUGCUACCCUGAACACCCGAACCCCAGAAGCAGCACCCGCGCCGACCCCAUUAAUGCAAAUGCCUUCCGGUGGCACCAGAGCCUGAGGGGUGAGUUGCAGGAUUGUUACAGAUUUCACUGCAAGCUGGGGAGAUUCAGUCACUGGAGAUGAGAUCUGCAUCAGACUGAUGUCUUUUGUUGUAACGAGACAUUGGGCUUGUUGGAGAAUGGGCCCAGGGAUUAGGUGAACAUUCCUUGAUAGAAGAAGCAGUAGCAUUUGGACUUUUGGGUGUGUGCGCCAGCUACCAUUCAUUCUUCUCAGUGUGAUUUUAUAUGACGGGUCAGGGUUAGGAUUAACCCUAACCCAAACCCUACAUGACAGCUUGAGGAUCUGAGCUCGGCCGUCCUUAAGGACCUGUGUGGACAUUGCCACAGAGCCAAGAGUCAAAAGGAUCAUUUUGCUUUUGCUCAUUUCUGUCGAUCAACACAAUGAAAAAAAGUGUAAAAGAAGGAACACAAUAAUUUACAAAACUAAUUAAAAUUCACAAAGAAUGAAUGUGAUUAAAUAAAAUGGACAAAAACUAGCAGAAACUGAACUAAGUGAUUGUCAGAAUGAGGGAAAAAAUGCAAAAAGGAACAAAACAAUCAUCAAAAUAAACAAAAUAAUCAAACAUUUGACUCUAUUCUGACUUUCUUUCCAAUGCAGUUUUUGAAUGAAACCUCUUAAAUGAACAUGGUUCUGGUUCCAACAUCCUGAUGUGAUCCGGAUGUGGUUUAAGUCCUGAAAACAGCCUGAGUCUCAGACCGUUCCGCCCAGAAUGGAAACGGGACCAGGAAUCCUGAGUUCCCAGGAUCUGGGUCUGGACCUUUGGGAACAGAUGACAUGAUAUGGACAGGAUUGAUCUCCUGAGGUUCAGCUCUUCCUGUCAUUAAUGUUUCCAUCAUGUGACUUUUGUGGAUCAAAUUUGAGAAGGAGGUAAACAUUUUAGAAAAAGUGUUUGAAUUCAAUA